Molecule: messenger RNA, 997 nt
Organism: Triticum dicoccoides
Lineage: Eukaryota; Viridiplantae; Streptophyta; Magnoliopsida; Poales; Poaceae
Product: RING-H2 finger protein ATL56-like
Exons: 1
Coding region: 129-674 (181 amino acids)
Source: RefSeq, a predicted model, not a curated record
CGUGCCGUGCCGUGCCGUGCGUCCCCCAAUUCCCGUUCCCAAAAAUAUCCUCCCCACCGCCACCGCCACCGCCACCGGAUAUUCCACCCCGUCCCGGGAGCCAAGCCGAGGCAAAGGCGCCGCAGCGAAUGGCUCCGCCCGCCGCCGGCAGGCCCUCGGCCUCCGCCGCGCCGGAGCCUCCCCUGCGGGAGGCCGCCAAGCGCCGGCGCGCCCCCGCGUGCGCCGGUGCCGGGGCCCGCAUCCUUUCCCUGGGCGUGCGGGGCGCCGUGAUGGUCGCCGCGCUGGUGCUCUUCCUACUCUUCGCCGCCGCCGCGGUCAUCCUCAUGCUCGCGCUCCUCGUCGCCGCGCGCGGCUUCCGCCAGCAGGGCCGCCGCCGGCACCGCGCCUCGCCCGACUCCUCCACUCCGCCGCCGCCCCCCGCCGUCGGCCUCCCGUCCGCCAAAAUCCGCCUCCUGCCCAGCUUCGUGCCCUGCCCGUGCGACGGCGGCGGCGACGGCUCCUCCUCCUCGCCGCGGAUCUGCCCCGUCUGCCUCGACGCCGCGCGCGCCGGGGAGCGGUGGCGCGCGCUGCCCGCCUGCGGCCACGCGUUCCACGCGGCCUGCGUCGACCGGUGGCUCCUCUUGUCGCCCGGGUGCCCCGUCUGCCGCGCCACGGUGUCCGUCCCCGUCAGCUGAUCGCGAGCUCCAGGCACGGGACAUCAUCAAGAAGUUGCACCGCGCCCCCGUGGUGGCCGCCCGCGACCGCCAGGGCUGUAAAGGUUCGGUUCCCGUCAGCUGUUCGAAGAAAAGCCUCCCCGCCUUGCUCUGUAGUCGUAGCCGUAGGCUUUGUGUGGAUCUUUCUGCUGUUGUAAAGCGAGAGGCAGGGAGACGAUGCAUAAAACAAGUUUCUCCUUAAGGAGAACUUUGCAAUGUCAACUACUUUAUCUAUUUUCAUCUCAGUAUUGUGUAGUUCAUCCAAGUUGCUCGUGGUACCAAUUGUGAAUUGUGAUCGUAUGAUA